Daldinia vernicosa is the source of this 1089-nucleotide messenger RNA. RefSeq names its product S-adenosyl-L-methionine-dependent methyltransferase. Bases 1 to 1089 code for a protein of 362 amino acids. The transcript is spliced from 7 exons. NCBI's taxonomy places the organism in Eukaryota, Fungi, Ascomycota, Sordariomycetes, Xylariales, Hypoxylaceae. The record is from RefSeq and is a predicted model, not a curated record. Gene Ontology annotation, molecular function: methyltransferase activity.
AUGUCGGUCAUGAAUUUAUUAACUCCCGAACUCCAGGAUGACUCGUAUGAAGAUGAUAGAGAUUCGUCGUUGGGCGAGGACGACUCGAGUUCAACUGCCUCGUUAUCAAGCAGCAUAUUAGAGUACCGCACGAUCCACGGGCGGAGGUAUCACAGCAAAAGUUGGGGAGACACCGACUACUGGUCCCCUAAUGAUGAAAUACAAGCAAAUUCCAUGGACCUUACUCACCACACGCUCACGCUACUACUACACGAUAAGAUAUUCCUAGCCCCUAUCGGCGACGACCCUAGGAAAGCCUUAGAAAUCGGAUGUGGAACAGGAAUCUGGGCAAUCGACUUCGCAGACGCCUUCCCACGCUGCGAAGUAAUUGGCACCGACAUAUCACCAACCCAACCGUCCUGGGUCCCAGGUAACCUGCGUUUCGAAAUGGACGACUUCAACCUAACCCCAUGGACCUUCCCCCCGGCGUCCUUCGACUUCGUACACAUGCGGUAUCUCUGCGGGGCAGUCCUAAACUGGGACGCAGCAUACGCCGAAGCAUUCCGGGCAGUGCGCCCGGGCACAGGCUGGGUCGAAGCGCUGGAGCCCGCUCUGCGAAUCCGCAGCGACGACGGUUCGGUCCGCGAAGACGACGGCUCGGCGCUCUCGGCUUGGGGGCCGCUUUUUGAGGAGGGCGCUAGGCGGUACGGGAACGGCUCCAGGGUCCCGGGGAGUGCGAACUCGGGGCCUUCGAGGCCGAUGAAUAUCGUCGAGGACGGGACGAUGGAGAGCGCGUUCCGGCGCGCGGGGUUCGUCGAUAUCGUUACGCAUACGUUUAAGUGCCCGCUUACGCCGAAUUCGGAUGAUCCGCAUCUAAGAGAGGUAGGAAUGUAUGCACUUGCCACGAUGGAGGAGGGCAUGGAGGACACUGACGAAGAACUACUCACUAUAGGUUUUCUACUGUACCUCUUCACCCAAGGUUUGGGCUGGACUCACGAGCAAGUCAUACUCUAUCUGAGCCGCGUACGCAAGGAGCUGCGCGACAGGCGGAAAUCGCCAUAUUCACUAGUCAAGGUCAUAUACGGCCGGAGGCCUGAGGGAGCUAAUUGA